ACUUGGAGUCUGUCCUUAUACACAAGUUAAGUGCCAUAUUCCCCUGCUUACAAUGGAUAGACAAGUGGUAUAUGCUGACUUAAACUUAUCCAGGGGCUCUUGCUUUGCAAGUUCAUCACCCCCAUCAUUUCCUCAAGAUGUCUGUCAAGGUUCACCUUGGCAUCAAUUUGCUCUGAAACUUGGUUGUACUGUGAUUAUUCUUCUUACUUUGACUGUGAUUGGACUGAGUGUUUCAGUGAUUUUCUUAAGACGAAACUCAUUCAUAGAAGAAAGCCGAGUGGAUGUUCAAGAGAACAGGAAUGAAACAACAGAGAAAACAGAUCUGUUAAAGUGCCCAGAAGGUUGGCAUAUACUCACAGAAAAAUGCUUGUUUCUUUCUCGUGCUUCCAACACUUGGAAAGAUAGUCUGACUGACUGUUCCACAAAAGAAUCCAGUUUGCUGCUUAUUCGAGAUCAGGAAGAAUUGAAACUCAUACGAAUGUGGAUAAAUGAAAAGGGAAUGCUAUUUUGGAUUGGACUAAAUUUAACAUUAUCGGAGAAGAAAUGGAAGUGGAUAAAUGGUUCAUUUUUAAAUUCAAAUGUAUUACAAAUUACUGGUUAUACUCAAGAAAAGAGCUGUGUUUCCAUCUCACCAACAAGAAUUAUUUCUGAGGACUGUGACACAGAAAAUCAAUGGAUCUGCCAAAAACAAUUAAAACCUGUCAGAAAUAAAGUAUGUUCUGACUCUUGA
Molecule: messenger RNA, 730 nt
Organism: Callorhinus ursinus (northern fur seal)
Lineage: Eukaryota; Metazoa; Chordata; Mammalia; Carnivora; Otariidae
Gene: KLRB1
Product: killer cell lectin like receptor B1
Biological process (GO): regulation of natural killer cell mediated cytotoxicity
Cellular component (GO): cell surface; plasma membrane
Molecular function (GO): signaling receptor activity
Source: RefSeq, a predicted model, not a curated record